Molecule: messenger RNA, 3945 nt
Organism: Penaeus monodon (black tiger shrimp)
Lineage: Eukaryota; Metazoa; Arthropoda; Malacostraca; Decapoda; Penaeidae
Exons: 6
Coding region: 1-1065 (354 amino acids)
Source: RefSeq, a predicted model, not a curated record
AUGAGCGCCGACGGAGAGGACAACACUGGCUUCGACGUCUCCGGAGGUCUAGGUCCCUCCUCCUCCUCCUCGUCGUCUUCCUCCUCGAAGUUCGAGCGCCACGACGGCAAGGGCGAGAGCGCCUCGGGGGUCAAGGGCGGCCCCGUCACCAUCUACCUUGGAGGGCGAGCCGACUCUGACCCGCUGCCAGUUGCUGCAGAGACACCUGCAGGAGAGCAACUCGCAGAAUGCUAUACCGCUGGCCGCCGCCACCUCCAGGAGGAGCACGAGUACCAGGAGCAGGACCUCGAGCAGGAGGACGCCCCCAAGUGCUGGUGCGUCGACGAGACAGGACGCAAGACGCAGCCCACCGUCUACUUCACCAAGGGCGAGAGGGAGUGCGACCUCGUCGCGGUGGAAUCAGUGGUAGUAACGCUCGGGUUCAGGGGUCGCGAGGCCGGCAUGAAGCACCUCGGGAAGGCCAAGGGACCUCAGAUUCGGGAGCAGGUGAACCACCUUCUGAAGGCGAUGACCGCAGAGACCCUGGAAAACGAAGUCGGCGUCGUUGACCUCCCUGAUCUCACUCAAGUCAAGUUCACGUUGCUCGGGGAAAACAAGAUCGACAUUGCUUACCAGUUGGAGGAGAAGGUGAAGAACGGCGACCUGGCCCUGCAGCUGGAUGAGAAGCGCCUGCCAGCCGACCUGCGCGCUUCCUGGUUCCACCACCAGGUCUCAGAGCACCGCUGGGAGGCGCCCCUGGAGGUGCGGUCGGGCGCGAGAGAGGUCGUGAGCGAGGCCAUGGCGCUGGAGCCGCCAUACCUCGCCGCCACAGUUAUCUUCACCGUCAUCUCGGCUAUGCUGGUGUGCGGCCUGGUGGUGGCGGUGGUGCUGUACCGCAGACACAAGACGGGACAGUACCCCAAGGGACCCCGCGGCUCCAUGCAGUCCCUGGCCUUCAGCGACUCGUCCCUCGACCGGCGCAGUACCUCGUCCAGGCUCUCGGACCAGUUCCAGCCGCCGCCCCCUCCUCGGCGACACCCCACCAUCACCACGGUGGAAAACGAGUACCGAAAUGGCCGACACUAAAUGAUAAAUAUAGGGGAGAAGCAAGCCAAGAAGGAAGGAAGGAAAUGUGAAUUGUAUUUGGGUAAUGAAGGAUGAAAGAAGAGGAAUAGAGAGAGGAAGAGGAACGGUUUGAACCUGUGAUCCGUGUCCUCCCGUCACAGUGGGGAUGUUUUCUCCAAGUUUCGUUUUCAUUUUCACUGUCCAAUAUUAAACAUAGAUGUAUUUGCACGCCCCAUGCCCAAUGCGACGUAGAAUUUAAUUUUAUAAUCUACUCUAAAUCCAGGCUACACAGGAGGGUAUUCUUCUCUUCAAUUUCUGAUGGUAUUUGUGGAUUGUAUUGGCCAUGGGUCGUUGCAUGGAACUUUCCCAUUCCUACGUCAAGUGUCAGGCAUAUCAACAGUUAACAAACACAAGAAGUGAAUAUACGUGCAGCGUGAUCCAGUCUCACGAGGAACAGGUGGAAAGCAAACUAAGGGCUGAUUUGAUUUUUUUUCCGUAAAACAUUCUAAGAUCCUUUUCUCAACUUCGGUUUGACGAAGUUCAUGCACGAUCUUGUAGGAGAUAAUAAGUUAAAAUUGUGUUUUGAUUUUCUAAAAUGGUGAUAUUUCUUCGAUAGGCAAAAAUAAAUGGGUGGUAACAAGAGGUAACUUCAAGAUUUAUUUCGUGGACGACGUUAAACAGCAAUAAUAAGCAACCUAAAAGAAGUCUAGUGUUUUGACAGUAUCGAAUAGACUGCUAUUUCGUUGGCAUGAUGUGUUAUAACAAGACCAGUAUUUUUGUAUGUCCGAACUCUUCAAUGGAAGCGAAUGAAAUUUGUACUUGCCAACAAAGUAGCCGCGUUUAUUUGUUUUCAUAGAGUAACACAUGAUGUGAGACAUGUUUCUUGUUACAUACUGUUUUAAUUUUCGUACGAUAUAAGGUUCUUUCAAGUGUGAUGUUGACAAAAAGGUUCUUUAUACGGCGAUGUCAGUGGCUAAUUGAAUGUGAUAACUCCUUUGACUUUUUAAAAAUAAAUCGUCGCUCAUUACCUAUCACGGCGACAGAAGACGAAGGCGACGCUGAAAUUUCCCUGUGCUCAAAGAUCCUUGCGUUACCGUUAAUGCCUGAGUGGAAACACCGUCUUUUGGGAAUCUUUUUCAUUUAUUCGAUUUCUUACCCUGAUUUCGUUCCUUUUCCCCAUCGGAAUGACUUACUAUAUCCACAACCACACAAAAAACCUCCCUAGUAUGUUUUUUUUUACAUUUUUAUUUCGAAGUUGCAAUAAUGGCGUUAUUGCCUGUCUAUAACCGAAGGAUUUAGAGGUAAGCGUACUAUUUUCUGUGAUGUCGACAGGGGCCUCGACAGUGAGUUAAAGAAAACCCAAGAUUUGUAUGAAUGCAUCUCGUGUCCCCCCCCACCUCCUGGGAUUCCUUUGGUUGCCCGAGGAAGCUUUAAGGGGUUGGAGUCGUCGAUGGAAAUCCCUUCAUUCCGUUUAAAGUCGGGGAUUUUCGGGUGUUGAUGACAGAUUCCUAGAGGAGGAUUAAUGCCACUGGAAGCACCAGUAUUGUGUUCAGGUCGCUAUCACGGGAUAUGAGAUGCUUAUUUUCUCUCACAAACGAGUCUCUGUUGACGAUUUCCUUUCAUAAAAAAAUAAUGAGAAAAAAAAAAUAAAUCCUUCAGAUUAUUUUGUAUCGAGGCCGUAAGUGGACCAACUAAAACAGCUUGGUUCUGGACACACUGCCUCAGCGUGUGUCCUCGGUAUGUUUCUGUGGCAUUUCCGUAUUGCUCGCUUUACGACAUUGUGUAUCUGUUCGUAGAUUUAGGUAUUUUUCUAGCCAUUUUUAAAACCUAGUUACCUUUUAUGGAAGGUUACGAUUAUAAUAAUUAAUAAUAAUAACUAUAAUAAUAAUAACAAGUAUAUGGUUCCGAUAGAAGUUAGAAGAACAAUAGUGUUUUAGCAAUAAUGAAGCCUGUGUAUCAUAGCACAAUCUUUACAUGUACUAUGCACCCACAAUAUUUUAAUAUGUGCUUAAUCGUUUUUCCAGAAGUUUCGUAGGAUUUUACUAUUUGUAGAAGAAUCUGUCGCGUGGACCUUGUUUCACUGCUUUUAGAAGGAUCUUAAUGUGCCCUUUAGACGUCCUCCUAGUUUCCUCACACGAUUUUUGUCCGAAUAAUUUAUAAUCAACUACUACUAGUGUGCUGGUCACAUUUUCAGUUGUCUUUUACUCUUCUUUCUUAUCGCUGUACAUUUUUUUUUGGAAAUCUUUAAUUGGAUUUUUAUUUUGCUCAUAUUUAUAUUAUUCUUUUUUUAAGUCAGUUUAAUCUUAAGAGAGAGAACAUUCAGUUCCUUUUGGGCGAGUCACACAAGGGAAAGUUUCAAGCCAGAGUCUGAGACGUGGAUAUGGAAUCCUCCUCUUUUUUGAGAUUCUAAUCUUCCUCUCAACGAUGACAAGCCUCCCCUAUUGCGCGACUGAGAUAUUCCCCUGCUUUUCAUGGCUCAAGGAAAAAAAAAAUUGUCUACCCUCAAGUGUGCCGAAUCAACUCGGGUUGAAUCUGCAUUAUCUUGCUCUGACAAAUCAUAUCAAACCGGACUUGGGGCAUUUCUCCCCCUCCCCUCACAUUUUCUUUCCCUCUAUUUCUCUUCUCUCCCUUCUUUUUAAGGUGUUUUAGACAAGUCUUCCUUCUGCCCUUUCUCUUAAGCUUGUAGUCUCCAGGAUGUAGCGCUUUUAAGGGAUAACUCACAACACUUGACUUUAUAAAUACCAACAGGAAAUGAAUGCAUCUCGCUGUAUAUUUGUAAAUAGGGUGACUGCUUUUGAAUCAUGUUCCACUGUGUAUCACUUGUGUAACAACGCCCUUCAUACUAGGCGUUACUUUGUAUUAUAUGCCUAAGUUAUGUUAAAUAAAUCUACGCCAAACAGG